Messenger RNA from Zingiber officinale, 1731 nucleotides. Its product is annotated as RGG repeats nuclear RNA binding protein A-like. The record is from RefSeq and is a predicted model, not a curated record. Bases 166 to 1527 code for a protein of 453 amino acids. Gene Ontology annotation, cellular component: nucleus; cytoplasm. The transcript is spliced from 6 exons. Gene Ontology annotation, molecular function: RNA binding. NCBI's taxonomy places the organism in Eukaryota, Viridiplantae, Streptophyta, Magnoliopsida, Zingiberales, Zingiberaceae.
AGCAAUCGAUGGAAUCUCGGCCGAAGAGACGUUGAACAAUAAUGCGAUUUUGGGUUUCGACGACUUCGGUGGCUGCCGCUAUGGAGCCUCUGGCAGUUGAGGCUAGGGUUUGAGGUGGAGGAAGAAGAAGAGUAGGAGGCGAUUUUAUCGCCCUCCAGUAUCCCAAUGGCUCGGCAGGACAAUCCUUUUGCGCUUCUAGGCGAAGACGACGAUGGUGGUGAUGUCAUGGUCCUCCUUGCGAAGGUCGAGUCUAAGAGCUCGGUUGCGGGAGAAAAACCCCAGCCCAAGGCCACGCCCAAGCUCCGAGAUGAUGGUUUUCCUCCCAAGCCUCUUCCUACAGCGGAGUUCGCGCGGGCUAAGCGGGGUAGAGGAAGAGGCGAUCGUGGCCGCGGACUUGGCAGAGGUGGGCUUCGAUCUGGCAGCGGGGAAGGUGCUGAUCUCGAUACUAACGAGAAGGUAGAUUAUGGGUACUCAAGGGGCUUUGGAAGUGAUUCUGGAGGGCGUGGCCGUGGGCGGAGUGGAGGCAGAGGAGCAAGGGGGCGUUGGAUAGAAAGGGGCUUCUACGAGCAUCAGGGAUUUGAUGGUGUGAAUCAAUAUGGCGUCGAGUUGGAAAACCAAGGAAAGAGUGUAGAUUGGGUGGAUGUGGAGGCUGAGGUGCAGGGAAAAACCAAUGAACAUGUGGAGAACCAUGGACCUAUAGUUGAGAGCAAGUUUGGUGAUCAGCACAGGAAUUCAGGUUGGGAGGGAAAAGACUAUGACCAUGAUAACCAACAUUUCAGAGGUGGUGAGGGCCGAGGAAGGAGAGGAUUUGGUGGAGGCAGACAAGGAAGCAGAGGUGGCAUUGGUCAGAGGUAUAUUGAGAAGGAGCCUGUUCUUGAAAGGAAAAGCGACCAAUGGAAUGAGCCUAAGAAUAAAGAGGAUGUUCCUACUGGAAUGGAACAAGUCAAUAGCAUUACCCUUCCUGCUGAUGGUGCAUCUGGAUGGGAUAUGCUUGCAACUGCCAAUGUGUCAAAUGGUGAAGAAGCAGUGAUUACAGAUCAAAACCAAUUGGUUGACAGAGAGGUUUCUGAUGAGAAGGAUCCCAAGGAAGAGGACAAUGAAAUGACCCUUGAUGAAUAUGAGAAGGUCCUUCAAGAGAAACGAAAGGCAUUACAGCCUCUGAAAAUCGAGGAGAGGAAGGUGGUUGUUGACCAGGAUUUUGAAAGCAUGCAGCUUGUUGAGAAAAAGCAAGAAGAAAAUUUUGUUAAACUGAAAAUUGAGAGAGAAAAGCUGAAGAAGGAUAGUUUGGAGAAGGAAGAAAGAGUUCGUAAGUCAUUAAGCAUAACGGAGUUUCUAAAACCUGCUGAUGGAGGGAGCUAUGUUCGGCCAUAUCUGGGUCGUGGCCGUGGUGGGAGAGGAGGUCGAGGCCGUGGAGGCCGUGACAGCAUCGGAGGUGGGUAUGCAGGGCACAGAGGCCCUGGCAUUCCUUCCCUCCAUUUCGAUGAUCCUGCCCAGUUUCCUGUGUUGGGUGCUGCAGCCAAGGUAUGAUUUCGCUCAGUAGGUAGACCUUUCUGCUCUACUCCCGACGGUUUAUACCUGUUUUGCAUUGCCAUGUUGCUAAUGUUUUGUGUGGUAAAAGACUAUUUUGGUUGGUUAACUUGGCGUUCACAGUACUUUGUAAAGAGUUGUUUUUAAAAGACUUGGGACAUACUAAUUGUUUGGAAUAGAAGUUUGUGCUCUUUUGUUUGAUUU